GUCGAGCACGACAAGCAGCCAAAGACGUGGACUGGGACCGCAUCGAGAAAGAUGAUGGAGCUGCGGAGCUACUACGACAUGGUCGAGCGAAGCUUGGAGCCCAGCCCAUCCAGGAUGCAGGCAAGUACCUCGCGAGAUGGAUAUUCGACUUACGCCGAGAUACUGGAGAGCCGAUGCGGAGUUAUAUCAGCAGAGACGACGAGGCCUACCACGACGUUGUGAAAGGGUUUGACACCGAGUAUUUCAAGAAGCGACGUACGGCCCGCCUCUCUGAGAUAUCCAAGUUGUGGAACACCCUCUGCAGUGAGCUGAAGUGGAUUCUUUACAAGAUCGAGCAUGAGGGCCCGGACGAUGCUGCAAAAGUAGCGAAGGACCUCAACUGGCGUCUCUGGAAUUUCGUCAGCAACGGCCUGGAGGAGAUACCCGAGCAUCCAGAUUUCGGUACCGACUUCAAUCAGGCGAUUCCUCUGGACCAACUGCGCGGAUGGCUACUGCUGCAGAGAUCAAGAUUGCCCCCGACCGAACGUGCAGCAGUGAUCAGCGCAGUCAAGGGCAACUUCGACUACGACAGCAUCGGAGAACAGUUGCGAGUAUCUUGGCCCGACGAUGAGUUGACGAAUCGCGACAAGAAGCAAGGCAAGGACAACCAUCGCCAUCGAGAGCGAGGUCGAAUCCAUGCCGGCUGGGAGGAGAACAGCGAGGACGAUGACGACUACAGCUACUACGAUGGAGAGCAGUCGGAGGUCUCCUACGAGGAUGGCGACGGCGACGAGGACGAAGGAGAUCCCGAGGAGCCGCUCUACAGUGCCCAGGAGAUCGAGGACGCCGAGACCGCGUUCGCCGCCCAGCAGCGCAGCUUCGAGGUCGCGGAGGACAGCGCAAGUUUCAAGGGCCCCGGGCUGGAUCCCGAGACUCUGGAUCAUCGAGUAAAGGACGAGGCCGAGGGAGCGGACAGCGACGUGAUGGACCGCCUCGACGAGAUGGAGAUCGCUCCCAAGGACGCCGAGAUGGAGGCCAACCUUAUUGCGAACGAGACGACCCGCAUCGAGCUGGAGACUGCGAUGCUCCACAAGCCGGUGAUCAAGAACAAGCCGAAGCAGGAGAAGAGGCAGCUCGACAAGACACAGCAUCUUCAGGUGGAGAAGACCAUCGAGAUGCGGGAGCGAGUUCAACACGUCAAGCUGCCGACCUGGCCAACACUGGAGAAGCUCGACGACUGGAUCCUCAUGAAUGUGAAGCAGAGCUCCUCCAAGGGUGUCGGAAUCUUGGACAUCGGCGCAACCUCCAGCAUCGUGGGCAUAGAGGCCACCGAGAACCUACGCGACAUCAUUUACGAGCAGACGGGCCAGAACAUCAAGAUGGACGUUAGCCAGGAGAGUACUUUUAUCUUUGGAGACGGCAACUCCAAUACCUGCACCGGCAAGGCUACCUUUCCUCUCACGAUUGCUGGUGUGGACGGCGAGCUCGAGAUUACCAUCGUCGACGCAGAUGCCCCGCUCUUGAUCGGAGUGGAUGUUCUGAGCCGCCUUGGAGCUGUGAUCGACUGCGAGGCACACUCUGUUUACUUCAAGAAGCUCGGACGCCGAAGCUCCGAUUUCGGCAACCAGCUAUUCUUCCAUAUUCGCAUGAGCCUCAACCGCGAGACGAAAUGCCGCAAAGGAGAGAGCCAGCAAGUGAAGCUGGAGAACGAGGAGAUGGACGGACCCUGGGAGCAGGUGGACGUUCGGGUGCCUCUGGAGGACUCGGGAGCCUCGGCGACGUGCCGCUCACCGACGUCGACGAGGCCUACGCUACAACGGAUACUGCCGCAGGGGCGACUGAUCGCUCAUCAGGACACGAAGGGCAACAUCUUCUACACGGUCGAGGGCUCGGAGCUGGACAACAGCACGAAGCGGAUGACGGACAUCUUCCUACUGGAGCACCUGCCGAAUUGGGAGAUGUGCUGGACAGUCUCGGCCUACCUGUGCAGCUGCUACCAGAAGUACCCGACCUGGCCGACGGACCUCGAGCACCGUACGAAGAUCGAGCCGUGUCCGCCGAGCACGAAGGCGAAGCAGCGCCCCCAGAAGUCGACAGCCGCGGCCGCGCGCGAGCAGAACCAAGAGCUGCGGGCCACCAUCGAUACCGCCAAGUCCGAUUUCUUGACCAAGUUUGCGGAGGUGAAUGCGUUUGCAGCGCUGAGCUCAGAGCAGAUACACGAGCAGCUCAGCAUGGUCACGCUGGGCAACCAUCUCAGGCCCCUGUGCAAGAUGUGGGGGUUGACCCAGUCGGGCAAGAAGGAGGAGGUGGUCGACAAUAUCAUAGCGUACAUCAUCGAGCAGCGCGGCACGGCGGCAGCGACGAUCACGAUCAAGGUGGAGACCGAGACGAAGAGAGUGGAGACGGCGCCUACGACUAUGGGCCCGGCGAUCCCAGCUCACUACACGCAGAUGUGCCAGCGCCCGGACUGCAAACUAUGCCGAGGCAUCGCGAAGAACGAGCCGAUCGUGAAAGUGAGGUCGCGCUGGCACAGCGACGAGAGCCGGCCGCUGAGAGGUCAUCAGCGUCAGGCGAUCCGUGCAGCUACUCACAUGACGAGAUCGGCCAUCUUCGGAGCUAUGUGCGCCCUCACGACCUUCGGCCGCCUGACGAUGGUCGAAGCGUGCACCCACGAGGACUCGAACCUCGGUAAGGUGUGCGACGAGAAGGGCUACCACUACGAGCGUCUCGGCCUGUUCAACGAGAACGACCUCAGCAAGCCGCAGGGUUACCACAAGGCGAAGUUCUUGCUGGACGAGAAGCGCCCGGAGCUCUUCGUCAGCACUCCACCCUGCGGGCCCUGGUCGAUAAUGCAGAACGUCAACCAGCGCGAUGACAGGCAGAGGGAGAACCUUCGCAGGAAGCGCCUCAAGAGCCAGCGGACCUUCGAGAACAACAAGAGGCUCAUAGAGCACCAGGUGCGCAACUUGAACGGCUCGGCCCUCGCCGAGCAGCCACACGACAGUCGGUCGUGGCAGAAGACCUGCUGGAAGGAUCUCCACAAGAUCCUCCCCUACGAGGUGAUCGUGGACGGCUGCGCCUGCGGACUAAGAGCUCCCGACAUAGGCGAGCUCAUGAAGAAGCGCUGGAAGUUUCUGACGAACGACAAGAGGAUCUGGGUCGCCCUACAGCCGCUACAAUGCCGUGGAGGACACUACCACGAGGAGAUUGAGAGCAGCUUGAGGACCGAGGCUUCGGGCUACUACCCCAAGAUGCGGUGCCGCCAGAUCCUCCGGGCUCUGACCAAGAGCCAGAACCAGAACUACUUCGAGGACGAGGUUGUGAACUGCCUCUGCAUGGCAGCUACCCAGCAGCCACCGACGGAGCCUACGCCCGUGGAGGACGAGCCGUCGAUUCCACCACAAGACGGCAAGGUGCUACGACUGGCCAGGACAUUCAAGUGCGACAUCUGCGACGCGCACCGUCCACCGACGAAGCGGCCACCAGCAUCAUCAGCAGAGCAGCCUCAGAACGGUCACGAGGUUCUCUUCGACGCCUUCUCAUGGAUCCGUCGCAGCAAGAAGACGAACGUGAUGGCGCUGGCGAUCCUCGACGCCGGCUCAGACAUCCUCUACGUGCGGCUGAUCGACGAGAAACACAGAUCCCGGGUACGACAAGUUCGUGCCGGCGACCUUCGGCAUAUCUUUGCGACAAAGUGGUUCCCCUGGAUGGGACGUCCGAAGGUCAUGCGCUACGACCCCGCUGGCAGCGCCAUCUCUAACGAGUUCCGCGAGUGGAUCGAGAGCCAGGGAGUCUACCGUCUUCCAUGCGCGGCCGACGCCCACUGGCAGAUCGGCAAGAUUGAGCGCGCGAUAAAAGCCUUCAAGGAGGCCCUCGACGCUUUCGACGAGAUGGUCUCAGCUGAAGUACCUACCAGCGAGAUGAUUGGACUCCAGACAGCUGCCAGGAACGACCUGAUCAGGAUCGACGGGUUCAGCCCCCUGCAGCGCUAUGCGGGACGGACCCCGACGGGGACCACGGUCAACCUGUCCGACGAGCCGAACAACCUGCCCCUCAUCAGCGCCGAGCUGCAGGAUGGCACCUUCAGCAGGGACGCCCAAGUUCGGCGAAUGGCGCGGCUGGCUCACAUCCAGACCGAGAACUCCGACCGAGUCAAACGGGCGGAGGCCGCGCGCUUCAGGUCUUUCAAGAGGUACGAGACGGGCGACCUGGUCUUCGUCUACAGGAGGCUCCCACCAGGAGCCUGGAUCAAGAAGGGCCAACCUCGCUCCAUGCCUGGGCGAGGCCGCUGGUACAGACCUGGACGAGUACUCUGCCACGAGCCAUCGAGCUCGGGACAUCGACCUGGUCUACCUGGGACGGUGGUCAACAUCACACUGGCUGGACGCCUCUACCGAGUUGCCCCAGAACAGCUUCGACCUGCUACGCCCUCCGAAGAGGCGAUGGACUCUCUACGCUCGCGUCGCGAGCAGCCGGGGACGUGGACCUUCGGCGACGUCCAGAAGCUGCUCGACCAGAACGAGGUGAUCGACCUUUCGAACGAGUCCCCGCCUACUGGCGAGGACCUUGCCGCUGACGACGGCGAGUCUGUCAGCGCUCGCACCUUCGGGGGCAACGCGAGCGGACCCUGGGCCAUUCCUGAGGACGAGGAAGCCGAGCUACCUGCAGAAGAGGAGAUCGUCAUGGAGGCCUCUCCCGACGACGACCAAGCGGAGCGUACGUCUCAGCAGCCCAUUGCGGUGGACACGGACGACGACCUCGACGAGACUACGGCGCCCGACGUGAACGACAAGCGCCGGCUGAAGUCGCCUGGCUCAACCGAGCCACCUGCCAAGAAGCAGCGGAUCAACGUUGCGACCCAGGAGGCUUUCUCCUACUACCUGCAGGAGGGUAACUUCUACGGGGACUACGCCUACAGCGUCCAGCAGUACGACGAGACGAAGGAGGACGACGAGCUCAUCGUGCUGGACAUCCCCGUCAGCAACGAGCACGCGCUCAUGGCCCGGAAGGGCCGCGUGGAGGUCUCCUUCAAGAAGGCGACGCCUGAGGAAAAGAAGUUGCUACUUGAGGCCCAGCAGAAGGAGUGCACCUCCGUCCUUAGCACGAAGGCCGUCAGGAUCCUCAGCCGCAAGGGGAUCGACCCGGCGCGCCUGUUGCGCUGCCGCUUCGUGCUGACCUGGAAGAAGGACGAGCAGGGCAACGUGCGCCGAGGCAAGGCCCGACUGGCCGUGCUUGGCUUCAGCGACCCCGAUCUGCUACACCUACGGACAGAAUCACCAGUUGCCUCAAGACGUGCACGACAACUUCUACUGGCCAUGGCAGCAAGACACAAGUGGAAGCUGGAGAAGGCAGACGCAGUGACAGCCUUCCUCCAGGGCAAGACUGACGAGGAGAAGAGGAAGAUCUACGCCGACCCGCCGAAAGAUGUUCGUCAGGCCUUCGGCAUGAAAGAUGACGAUGUACUGCAGUUCCUCAAGCCGAUGUACGGGUUCGUACAUGCUCCUCGCAAGUGGUGGCUCCAUUUCAAGGACACGCUCAAGACGCUGAAGCUGGAGAUCGAGCCUUGCGUCUGGGUCAUCCGAGACGGCAACAAGCUGGUUGGCAUGGUCAUCCUACACGUCGACGAUAUGAUGAUUGCCGGCGAUCACAACAACUCGGCCUUUCGCAAGAAGCGUCAGGAGAUUCAACAAGCUUUCGAAUGGACACCCUGGGAGAGCCGAGCGUUCGUGCAGUGCGGCAUCAGCAUUCGACAGAACGAGGAUUACACCUGCAGCCUCGCACAGGACAGCUACAGCCUGAACGUGGAGCCCAUCAAGAUACGACGUGGACGGAAACCCACAGAAGGAGUUUCAGACAAGGAGAGAUCAGACCUACGAGGCCGACUGGGUACAGUCGGAUGGCGAGCUCAGCAGUCGGCCCCGUGGCUCAGCGUAGAAGUCUCUCUACUUCAAGCGGAGAUACCUACGGCCACGGUCUCAACCAUCCAGAAGAUCAACAAACUUAUCCGCACCAUGAAUGACACCGCCGACGUGGUCAUGCUCAUCCCGGCCAUUGAGCAGAUCGCCGUGGUUGGCUGGGGCGAUGCAGCCUGGGCCGCCCGCAUCACCGGCGAGUCCCAAGGCGGAGAAAUCGUUGUUCUGGCCCCCCUGUCCUUCCUGAGUGGCUCGACAGAGACGGUUGCGCCUAUCUCGUGGAGAUCGUGCAAGCUACCAAGAGUGGCCAGAAGCAGUACGAGUGCGGAGGUCCAGAUGAUGACUGAGACCCUGGACGAGAUCAGUUACGUGCGCCUAUUCAUCUACGAGCUGGAGUGCGGUCAAGUGGACUACACCAACAAGCAGCACGUGAACGACGCCGUCUCAUCCUGCCCUGGCGUACUUGUCACAGACGGUAAGUCGGGCUACGACGCGAUCGAGAAGAGUGAGUCAGCUGGUCUCGGACUACGUGACAAGCGGACGAGCAUCGAGUGCCUGGGCAUUCGACAGCAGAAGGAGCAGACGGCCCUCCAGAUACGCUGGGUACACAGCGACGCCAUGUUAGCCGACGGGUUGAACAAGGAUCGUGCCGCCAAGGUCUUGCUGGAGUUCUUCAGAUCAGGCCAACGCUGGAGACUCGUGGACGACCCCCUUCACCGCAGCGUCCGGAAGCGCAAGACCGAGGGUAUGGACAAGCUCGACCAUGGCAAGCCGAUAUCGGACGAAGACGAGAACGCAAUGCUGGAGGCCCUGAUCUACUACGCCCGCGACAACCCCGACGAGCAGGAGAGCCCUGCUGGAGAUACAGCCCUGUGGGGCAUGGUGAAGCCGCUCACGCGCUCUGUGCUUUCUGUGAAUUCAGUUGCCAGAG
Messenger RNA from Prorocentrum cordatum, 6822 nucleotides. The record is from the annotation of a GenBank genome assembly. NCBI's taxonomy places the organism in Eukaryota, Dinophyceae, Prorocentrales, Prorocentraceae.